GGGUUUUGAGUCUUCUCUCUACCUGCAGCUUCAUCGUCGUCAACAUAUAAGAAGGGAAAAGAAGCGCCAACAGUCUCUUCUCCUGACGGCGGUAGAACCAGUGGAGGCGGACCCUUCAGCAGAUCCCAACUUCGUCUUCGUAAAAUGGUCACCUUCAGAUUUCAUCAGUACCAGGUGGUGGGCAGAGCUCUGCCGACGGAAGGCGAUGAGCAUCCGAAGAUUUACCGCAUGAAGCUGUGGGCCACCAAUGAGGUCCGCGCUAAAUCCAAGUUCUGGUACUUCCUGAGGAAGCUGAAGAAGGUGAAGAAGAGCAAUGGGCAGGUGCUCGCCAUCAAUGAGAUCUUUGAGAAGAACCCGACAAAGAUCGACAACUAUGGGAUAUGGUUGAGGUACCAGAGUAGGACAGGUUAUCAUAAUAUGUACAAGGAGUACCGUGAUACCACGUUGAAUGGUGCUGUUGAGCAGAUGUACACCGAGAUGGCCUCACGCCACAGGGUCAGGUUCCCAUGCAUUCAGAUCAUUAAGACUGCCACUGUCCCGGCGAAGCUCUGUAAGAGAGAGAGCACCAAGCAAUUCCAUAACUCGAAGAUCAAAUUCCCUCUCGUGUUCAGGAAGGUUAGGCCACCGACCAGGAAGUUGAAGACUACCUACAAGGCCUCGAGGCCCAACUUGUUCAUGUAAGUUCUUAUUUUCCCAAUGGAGCUUGUAGGCUAUACGUUCAGAUUGGCUUUAUAGAUAAUUUUGGUAGAAACUACUGCUGUUGGUUAUCUUUUUACUGUUGGAUUCUGUUUUGUUGAGGAUACCGAUGAUAUUGAAAGGACAUCAAGCAUUAUAUGAUCUUUGUUGGGAUGAAUCCGUUUUAUGCA
Messenger RNA from Punica granatum (pomegranate), 866 nucleotides. NCBI's taxonomy places the organism in Eukaryota, Viridiplantae, Streptophyta, Magnoliopsida, Myrtales, Lythraceae. The record is from RefSeq and is a predicted model, not a curated record.